This is a messenger RNA of Anisakis simplex (herring worm), 963 nucleotides long. Lineage: Eukaryota; Metazoa; Nematoda; Chromadorea; Rhabditida; Anisakidae. The record is from the annotation of a GenBank genome assembly.
AUGUCGACGACUAGAUCACAAUCGGAUCUGAAUCCGCCUGGUGAGCCGUCAUUCAACGAGAUUUUGAUCAAUACAGUCCGGGAAUAUCCGGCAUUAUAUAGUACUGCCAGAAGACCGUAUGACGGUGUCGAUCGACAACUGAUCUGGAAGGAAGUGGCGAAAAGGAUCGGACGGGACCUGCGUGAUCGUUACAGAAAAGAGCUGAAAAUUGCGAUUGCACAGAAUUUCUCACAACCUCAAAAAUGGAAUCAUUUUGCGCUUCUGAAGUGGCUCGACCCACAUCUUCAAGGCAAUGUGCCAAUGACAGCAAAUGCAGACGCACAUGCAUCGUCCUCGUCAUCGUUGGAUAAUAUGAACAAUUUGUCGUGUCUAGACGAGCUAUUUAAAACUCACAAUUCGUCCCAAGCAUCAGCUUCAUCCUCGCUGGCCGAUUAUGCAGCCGAUCUAAUGGCACAUGCACAGACUAGUAUUCGUUCGUUAUAUCCGGUGGAUACAACCGAAUCGGAUUCGUUGGACGAUGUCAAGCCGAUGUUAUCAACGAUACAAUCGGUUCUGGCAGCCACUGAAGUCAAAUUAGCGAACGAUCAAACGGCCGUUUCUUCAGUGGCAUCGAACACAAAUCAUGACACUGACAAUAAUAUGGGUAACGCGUUUGAAAAUGUCUUCUCGAUUGAGAACGCAAACGGCGUAGCAUCGAAACAGUUUGACGCGAAGCAAUCGGAAAUGCAAUUCAACAGCAGAUCGUCAGUAUCGUUAUCAUCGUCGUCAUCAGUGAAUAAUGAUAAUAUUAAUGAUAAUCAGUUGAUGUCAUCUACUGGAUCGAAUGAUAAUCUGAGCAGUAAUAAGCAUUCGUCGGUUAUUGAUACGAAUCGAUUGAAUCAGCCUGAGACAAUUCGUGCGCAUCCGAAAAUGAACUUCCAGUCGAAAAAAAGGUUUUUCGCUUCAACUUCACAGCGUAAUUGA